This is a messenger RNA of Hevea brasiliensis (rubber tree), 1104 nucleotides long. RefSeq lists its product as uncharacterized. Bases 1 to 1104 code for a protein of 367 amino acids. Lineage: Eukaryota; Viridiplantae; Streptophyta; Magnoliopsida; Malpighiales; Euphorbiaceae. The transcript is spliced from 3 exons. The record is from RefSeq and is a predicted model, not a curated record.
AUGAACAACAUUAACGACGUCGUCUUUUCAGGUGAUUAUGAUAAGAAGAAGCCAUGUUCAUCAUCAUGGAUAAGCAGCAUGCUCUUUCGCAGAAUCACACUUGUGUUUUUAGUUGCAGUUUCAUGCCUGGUUUUGCACAAGCAGUUUUCAUCCUUUUCUUUUCCAUUAUUCAUUCCCAAUCAUUGUUCUUCUUCUUCUUCUUAUGGUUCUUCUUCACUUCCCAUGGCUGAUCAUACCAUCCCUCUCCAGGGUAAUUGUGAUUCUGAUGAUUUGGAGAGUGUUUUAAGAGCGGCAUCGAUGAAAGAUAAAACAGUGAUAUUAACUUCAGUAAAUAUAGCAAUGGCAAAGCCAGGAUUUGUACUUGAUGUCUUCUUGGAGAGUUUUAAAAUUGGAAACAACACAAAGAAACUAUUAAAUCAUCUGGUAAUAAUAACACUUGAUCAGAAGGCUUAUGCUCGUUGUUUAGCAAUUCAUCCUCACUGUUUUGCACUCAAAAUUCAAGGCCUUGAUCUUUCAUCUGAGGCUUUCUUCAUGACACCUAUCUACUUGGAGGUGGUGUGGGCAAAAAUUCAUAUCUUGGCUACUGUUCUCCAGAAGGGUUACAACUUCGUUUUCACGGAUGCAGAUGUGAUGUGGGUUCGAGAUCCAUUUCCACACUUCUAUGAAGAUGCAGACUUCUGCAUAACUAGUGAUGCAUAUUAUGGAAACCCUUCUGAUAGGAAAAAUUUGCCAAAUAGUGGAUUUAUGUACGUAAAAUCGAAUCAGAGAACCAUGAAGUUUUACAAAUAUUGGUAUUCAUCAAGAAAAACUUUUCCAGGACUAAAUGAUCAAGAUGUGUUCAACAAGAUCAAAUAUGAUCCAUUCACUGCAAAACUUGGGCUGCAAAUGAAGUACCUUGAUACAGCUUAUUUUGGGGGGUUUUGUGAAUUUAGUAAAGAUUUCAACAAGGUUUGCACAAUGCAUGCAAAUUGCUGUAUAGGUAUGGAAAGGAAAAUUCAUGAUCUUAAGAUGGUGCUUGAAGAUUGGAGAAGAUUUAUGCUGAACACUACAAAUUUAAAACCAUCAUCUUCAUUCACUUGGAGAGCUCCAGAAAAGUGCAGGUAA